Molecule: messenger RNA, 1902 nt
Organism: Laetiporus sulphureus 93-53
Lineage: Eukaryota; Fungi; Basidiomycota; Agaricomycetes; Polyporales; Laetiporaceae
Exons: 4
Coding region: 258-1607 (449 amino acids)
Molecular function (GO): protein binding
Source: RefSeq, a predicted model, not a curated record
GUACUCGUUCAUCCAGUCUCCUUAUCGAACGAUCGACCGAAAGUUCAUACUGCCGCUCUUUAGAGCUCUGACCUUAUGCGACUGCAAAGAAAGUCCGUCAGUACCUGCGGGGAUCUUCUGCUUUCAAAGCGCCUCGCAGAGCCCUGCAAGAUUCGAUCGGUGACAAGGCAUAUCUGGCGUACCUGAACCUCAAGAACGCGACAUUCUUGCAGUAGCUUACAAGCCAAACAAAAGCCAUUCCAUCAAGCAAACUCAGAAUGUCUCUUGCCUACCUUCAUGACGAUGUACUGGCCGAACUCUUCACAUACCUGAGCGCAAGGGAUGCCUGCCGACUGUCCCUGACCUCAAAGCAGAUCCACCCAAUCGCAAUGCAACGGGCGUGGUCAGUCGUCAUUAUAAGACGUUGUGCGCGAAUCCAGGGAGUGUGCGAAGCAAUGUUGAAGAAGCCUGCUUCCCGCAUAGCCUAUCUCCGUGAACUGCGUGUGGAUUCGGACGCUCUCUGGGGUGCCGACAAGAACGUCUACUCGCAAUUGGUGAAAGUGAUACAGCAUCCUUUAGCACUCAAGCUCAGGGUGCUACAGCUGGGAAAUGUCGCCCAGCUCUUAGUUGACUUUCCGUCCCUCGUAUUCGUAUUGGCGUCGCUAUCGGAACUCAUACAUCUUGAACUCGAGCGCGCCGGCCAGAAUGCGCUCUCCAUGAUACAACGUCUUUCUGCGAGGCCUCGCACUUUACGCAUUGAUUUCUCCGGAGACCAGAACAAUGCCAUAGUCCCUCCGUCCCUGCUUUCCAUUGAUUCAUUUUGGCCUUCACUCCUCCAUCUCAGCAUCUUAUCGCUUAACGAACCCAUAAAAACUUUUGCACGUGCCUUUCCCAACAUCCGUAGACUGCAAGUGACCAGCGCGUACUCGUUUUCUUCGCCUUUGGGACAGAGUCCUUGUUGGACUAGUUUGGAGUUUCUUGACGCCGGCACUGCCAAUACUUCCUUGGUUCGGGCAGUGAAAUGCUUGGUUCGCCAUUCCAUGUUGGACAUAGUCCGCUGCACAGAUCAUGGGAGCUCCAUGAUCUCCGUGGUGCGUGGGACUAACCCCGUAGUGUUAUCGUUGUCAUUGGGGAUGCAAAGGACGCCCGGCAUCUGGGGCCAGCUUGUCGAUGUUGGUCAAAGGCUGAGGUAUCUCAUUCUCGUCAUCAAGCCUGAUCCACUGUUUACCACGCAAGAGUUCAUCGAAGCGCUUGGUACCUGGAAGCCUGAUGUAUCGACAAUUCUCGGCACGUCACAGAUAGUUUGUAUCCGGGUCCGCGUCACCUUUGUUGUGGACCCCGUCCGAGAUGCCUUCCGAGAUCUCCCUGAACAUCUGUUGGACGCCAUACCGACGCUACGCUAUGUGGCCAUGGAUAUGCCCGAACACAAUUUCCCGACGCAGGAGUGGUACGAUGACAGCUACGACGGCCACGAGUCAUGCGGUUCGUGGUGGAGGGUAGAGGCGAUAGAUUCGAAAAGGUCACUCGUUCCUGUCCCAAUCGAAGUGGGAGAAGCCGUGGAUGGCUACUUAAAAUCAGCUAGGUUUGAGAGUUCCCUUGACUUUGUUGAUCCAUUUCUUCCAUCAUGAUCUACUUUUACAACUUGGUUGCCGACAGGUUCGUCUGUGGGAGGUGGCUUUAGGUACUGACAUAUAUCAGGGCAAUUUGAUUCUGAGUUCGAGUCAUCAAGUAAUUUCGUUCAUGUUCGCGUCCGAGUCAGAUAGUACAUGUAGCAUUGUAAGAACAGGCCACAGUGAUUGCACCCCUACUAUGUGUAGCAUUUUCGUAUCAAGGCACAAGCUGCGAGCUUCAAGCUUUCAAAUCUCAAUUUCAAGGAUCGAGCGUCCGCCCGCGUAGUAGCCGCGUAGAUUACGGUUGACGCGC